Messenger RNA from Mus musculus (house mouse), 2959 nucleotides. RefSeq names its product phosphofructokinase, muscle (gene Pfkm). Gene Ontology annotation, biological process: regulation of insulin secretion; fructose 6-phosphate metabolic process; glycolytic process. Gene Ontology annotation, cellular component: cytoplasm; nucleus; apical plasma membrane. Lineage: Eukaryota; Metazoa; Chordata; Mammalia; Rodentia; Muridae. The transcript has 24 exons. The coding region runs from base 229 to 2571 and encodes 780 amino acids. Gene Ontology annotation, molecular function: ATP binding; kinase binding; 6-phosphofructokinase activity. The record is from RefSeq and is a predicted model, not a curated record.
GAAGUAGCCAUGCGUAGAGAGGAGUUUCAGCUGAGAUUUUUCAUGUGCGUGAUUGAGUCUCGCCAAGUAGUCAGGACUACUCAGAGCACAGCGGGGGAAGCUUCAACCUCCAACAUGACCAUACCGGAGUCAAAGGCAGAUGACCAGUGGAGACUAGACGGUAUGGAUGAUGAUCCAAGCACCGUGGGACCUGUAUCUAUUCCUGACACUGGUGAGGCCUAGUGGAUCAUGACCCAUGAAGAGCAUCAUGCAGCCAAAACCCUGGGGAUCGGCAAGGCCAUCGCCGUGUUGACCUCUGGUGGAGAUGCCCAAGGUAUGAAUGCUGCCGUCAGGGCUGUGGUCCGAGUUGGUAUCUUCACGGGCGCCCGCGUCUUCUUUGUCCAUGAGGGUUACCAAGGCCUGGUGGACGGUGGCGAGCACAUCAGGGAGGCCACGUGGGAGAGCGUGUCUAUGAUGCUUCAGCUGGGUGGCACAGUGAUUGGAAGUGCCCGAUGCAAGGACUUCCGAGAGCGAGAAGGACGACUCCGGGCCGCCCACAACCUGGUGAAGCGGGGGAUCACCAAUCUGUGUGUCAUCGGAGGCGAUGGCAGCCUCACUGGGGCUGACACUUUCCGUUCAGAGUGGAGCGACUUGCUGAAUGAUCUCCAGAAAGACGGGAAGAUCACAGCCGAGGAGGCUACAAAGUCCAGCUACCUGAACAUCGUGGGCCUGGUUGGCUCAAUCGACAAUGACUUCUGUGGCACUGAUAUGACCAUUGGUACCGACUCUGCCCUGCACAGGAUUGUGGAGAUCGUAGACGCCAUCACCACCACGGCUCAGAGCCACCAGAGGACGUUUGUGUUAGAAGUGAUGGGCCGCCACUGUGGAUACCUGGCCCUUGUCACCUCUCUGUCCUGUGGGGCCGACUGGGUUUUUAUUCCUGAGUGUCCGCCAGACGAUGACUGGGAAGAACACCUUUGUCGCCGGCUCAGUGAGACAAGGACCCGUGGCUCUCGUCUCAACAUCAUCAUUGUUGCUGAAGGUGCCAUCGACAAGAACGGGAAGCCAAUCACCUCAGAAGACAUCAAGAACCUGGUGGUGAAGCGCCUUGGAUAUGACACCCGGGUCACUGUUCUGGGACAUGUACAGCGGGGUGGGACACCAUCAGCCUUUGACCGGAUCCUGGGCAGCAGGAUGGGUGUGGAAGCAGUGAUGGCACUUUUGGAGGGGACCCCAGACACCCCAGCCUGUGUGGUGAGCCUCUCUGGUAACCAGGCUGUGCGUUUGCCCCUCAUGGAGUGCGUGCAGGUGACCAAAGACGUGACCAAGGCUAUGGAUGAGAAGAGAUUUGAUGAAGCCAUUAAGCUGAGAGGCCGGAGCUUCAUGAACAACUGGGAGGUAUACAAGCUUCUAGCUCAUGUCAGACCCCCAGUCUCUAAGGGUGGGUUGCACACAGUGGCCGUGAUGAAUGUGGGGGCCCCAGCUGCUGGCAUGAAUGCCGCUGUUCGCUCUACCGUGAGGAUUGGCCUUAUCCAGGGCAACCGGGUGCUGGUCGUACAUGAUGGCUUUGAGGGUCUGGCCAAAGGUCAGAUUGAGGAGGCUGGCUGGAGCUAUGUUGGAGGCUGGACUGGUCAAGGUGGUUCCAAACUUGGUACUAAAAGGACUCUCCCCAAGAAGAACCUGGAACAGAUCAGUGCCAACAUAACCAAGUUUAACAUCCAGGGCCUUGUCAUCAUUGGGGGCUUUGAGGCUUACACAGGGGGCUUGGAGCUGAUGGAAGGCAGGAAGCAGUUUGAUGAGCUCUGCAUCCCGUUUGUGGUCAUUCCGGCCACGGUUUCCAAUAACGUCCCUGGGUCAGACUUCAGCAUCGGGGCUGACACAGCACUGAACACCAUCUGCACGACUUGUGACCGAAUCAAGCAGUCUGCAGCAGGCACCAAACGUCGGGUGUUUAUCAUCGAGACUAUGGGUGGCUACUGUGGCUACCUGGCCACCAUGGCAGGGCUGGCCGCUGGGGCUGAUGCUGCCUACAUUUUUGAGGAACCCUUCACCAUUCGCGAUCUCCAGGUGAAUGUUGAACAUCUGGUGCAGAAGAUGAAAACAACUGUGAAGAGAGGCCUGGUGCUGAGGAAUGAGAAAUGCAAUGAGAACUACACUACUGACUUCAUUUUCAACCUGUACUCUGAGGAGGGGAAGGGCAUCUUUGAUAGCAGGAAGAACGUGCUUGGCCACAUGCAGCAGGGUGGAAGCCCAACUCCCUUUGACAGGAAUUUUGCCACUAAGAUGGGUGCUAAGGCUAUGAACUGGAUGUCUGGGAAAAUCAAGGAGAGUUACCGUAAUGGACGGAUCUUUGCCAACACCCCUGACUCAGGCUGCGUUCUGGGGAUGCGUAAGAGGGCCCUGGUCUUUCAGCCAGUAACUGAGCUGAAGGACCAGACAGACUUUGAACACCGAAUCCCCAAAGAACAGUGGUGGCUGAAGCUGAGGCCAAUCCUCAAAAUCCUAGCCAAGUACGAGAUUGAUCUGGACACCUCCGACCACGCCCACCUGGAGCACAUUUCAAGGAAACGGUCUGGAGAAGCCGCCGUCUAGACCUCUCUGGAGUGAGGGGGAAAGAUCAUGUGACCAUGGUCAGCUCACACCCUGGUAGAUCAUGGCUUCUCAGUGUUCUAGCCCAGCCCCUCCCCUUCUAGGUUUCCCUGUACUCCAUGCCUGCAACCAGGAUCAGCUGUGGCCAGGAGCUGGAGGAGGGGCGGUGAGUGACUCUCCUAGGUGGCUGUCCUUCCUCCCUUCCACUCCAGCUUCAUCGGUCACACAGGCUGGGUCUCUCUAGUGCUACGGCUAGAUUUCAGCUACUCAAGAGUUUUCCUAAAAAUAAGCUUUAUUUAUUUCUUUGUGAUAACAAAGAGUCUUAGGUCCCUUUACUCGCACCACAGUGAUGAAGUGUAACUACACUAAUAAAUGCCAGCUGGCCACUGUG